Messenger RNA from Camellia sinensis, 1050 nucleotides. It is a transcript of the gene PPL1, whose product is annotated as PsbP-like protein 1. The record is from RefSeq and is a predicted model, not a curated record. Gene Ontology annotation, cellular component: photosystem II oxygen evolving complex; extrinsic component of membrane; photosystem II. Gene Ontology annotation, biological process: photosynthesis. NCBI's taxonomy places the organism in Eukaryota, Viridiplantae, Streptophyta, Magnoliopsida, Ericales, Theaceae. Gene Ontology annotation, molecular function: calcium ion binding.
UGGAUAUGGAAGAGAUUUGGAUGAUGUGGUACUCAUAAAAGAUAGAGAGAAAGCUCACUGCUUCACUCACUAAAAUCUUCUCCACUCUCACUCCCACCACCGCCGGAGACCCCAAUUCUGGCCCUAAAACUCCACCUCCGGCGACCCACAAAAGCAGACAGCUUCUGAAGAUGGUGUCUUUGCAAAAUUCACCUUCAAUCCAUCAGACGUGGUUGUCAAAUGCGUCUACUCAGGUGGAUUUCAUGCCUCAGCUAGGAAUGUACCGGCACGGUCCAUUUCAAAGAAGCAUUUCAUUUCUUGUCAAGGCGGAGCAAAUAUCUGCUGCUCCAACUUCAUCUCAUCAAGAUUGUCUUUUCACAGAUAGAUCCGGGAGGCGUCAACUUAUUGCCAUGGGGACAACACUUGCUCCUUGGGUUUUGCUGUCCAACCCGAAAUACACAUCAUUUGCUGCAGAAAGUAAAAAAGGAUUCCUGGGAGUCACGGACAAGAAGGAUGGAUACUCAUUUGUCUAUCCCUUCGGUUGGCAGGAAGUAGUAAUUGAAGGACAAGACAAGGUAUUUAAAGAUGUGAUUGAACCAUUAGAAAGUGUCAGUGUCGUUAUGAUUCCAACAAACAAACAGGACAUUCGAGACCUUGGGCCUCCACAAGAGGUUGCGGAAACUUUAAUAAAAAAAGUUCUAGCUCCCCCUUCCCAGAAAACUAAGCUAGUUGAGGCAACAGAGCAUGAUGUUGAUGGGAACGCUUACUACACAAUUGAGUUCAUAGCUAAAGCUCCAAACUAUACGCGCCAUGCUCUCAGUGCAAUCUGUAUUGGCAAUGGGAGGUUUUACACGGUUACUACGGGGGCCAAUGAGAGGAGGUGGGAGAAGAUGAAAGACAAAUUGCAUACCGUCAUCGAUUCCUUCCAGAUUUUUAAAGUCUGAGUUUGUACACACAUUCUUCCUUCGCUUCCUAGUUGUACAAGGUACAGUUCUAGCCACUUGUAGUUGUUUCAAAUAAUUUCUAAUGCUGGAUCCAAUUUUCCUAGAUAAAAAGCAUUUUUUCAUUUUA